This is a messenger RNA of Fusarium graminearum PH-1, 390 nucleotides long. RefSeq lists its product as uncharacterized. Bases 1 to 390 code for a protein of 129 amino acids. Lineage: Eukaryota; Fungi; Ascomycota; Sordariomycetes; Hypocreales; Nectriaceae. The record is from RefSeq and is a predicted model, not a curated record. The transcript is spliced from 3 exons.
AUGGCCGAAAUUGUCGGUCUCGUAGCCUCUAUGCCUGGUCUUCUCGAACUCGGCAUCAAAUCAUCUAAAUUAAGGCUGUUCUUGACGCUGGCUACUCCCAGCAAUGUGUUACGAGAAUCAGGUGACAUUACAGCACUUGCCAUGGCAAUGGCAGCUUGGUCGGAUGUCUCUAAAAGCUUAGCCGUUGCUGAAAUGUUGCUCAGAGCGGUUGCAGACGUUGAACUAGCCAAGAGUUUUAGCGCCACUCUUCUUAUCGUCGCGGCAAGCAAUGACAAUUUUGCAGCGAUUGAGAUGCCUGUCUCUGCGGGGGAGGAUCUUGAGACAUUUCGAACCUUGAUGGAGUUUGAGUUGCCUGGACUCAAUCUGGCUGCCAAGGAGGGCGCGAGAUAG